AUCAUCUAUUUGCUUUUCCUGAGUACCACGAUAUCGGUCGAGAGUAAACACAAAGCGAAAGUACUCGUGCUUGGAGCAGGUUUGUCAGGCGUGAUCCUAAUAGACAACAACAUCACAGAUUUCUACGUGAUCGAGGGCCGAGAAUACAUUGGUGGAAGAAUUCACGACAUCCAGUUUGAAGGUCUAACCAUAGAGACUGGUGCAAACUGGCUUCAUUUACUGGACGACGAAGAUUCGGCACCUCUGACAAAACGGAAGGAAGAAACAAGUAUUGGAGGUGUUUGGUGUAAUUAUUCUGACGUCAUCAUGAGGUUGGUUGAAACUGGCUUUGUGGAAGGUUAAAUUCGCUCGCAGGGCUCUUCAUUUUAUCAUUUCACGGAAGCCGAGAGACUGGUAGUGCGAUUUAGGUCAACGUAUCAUAUUUUAUACGAGUAUAAAAGAAGUUAACCCGUGGGUAUAACUAGUUAGUUUGCCGCUAAAGAGGGCAGAUAGUACAAAAUUUUUCUUAUGAAGCGCACACGUCACAGAAAACGAUGAAAAACCCCAAAUUUCAUCGGAAAUUCUUCUGCAGGUCCCAGUUGUUCGAAGGCUGAUUAGCGUUAAACCAGGGUUAAAAUUUAAUUCGGGUUUAAUUAUUCCUCUGUUCAAAAGCGUUUUCGGUAUGAUUUUCUCUAUUUUUUUAGGGCAUGCAAUCGUCAAAUCAUGGUCAAAAAGAAACAAACUGAAUUUUCCUUUGAAGCUAUCACAUCUGAAGUCAGAUUUCACACUAACCUUGGGUUGGGUAAUCUAAGCCCACCUGUUAACAACCCCAACCCUAAAUUAACUUAAUUUGAUUUCUUACAGAGACGAGAACGGCCGAGACAUCACAGACUGGGAAAUUGUGCGUAGAUUUGACGUUGAAAUUGAAAAAAAAUUAGAAAAUUUCCAGAAAGCCAGAAAAGACAACAACCUACCUGACAUUCCAGCUCGGGUUGGCUUACAGUUAAUGGGAUGGAAAAGUCGUCAACCGAUUGAAAAAGUGCUUGAAUAUUCGAGACUUGACUUUGAGCAUGCCAAGCCACCUGAGUUAGUUUCAUUUUAUCAGCUUUUCAGUCGAGGGAGAGACUUUUUUGUUUCAGACUCAAGAGGAUUAUGGUCUCUGUAUGAAGAUCUGUACAUACCCUUAGAAAAACAUAUCUUGCUCCGGGAAACCGUUGAAAAGAUAUCUUACUUUAGUGACUCGGUGGAGGUUCAAACAAAAAGGAACAAAACUUUUGUAGCGGACUACGUUCUCUGCACAUUCAGCUCUGGAGUCUUAGCCAGUGACACUAUCACCUUUGACCCUCCCCUCCCAGAGUGGAAGCAAGAGGCAAUUUACAAAAACCCCAUGUCCGUGUAUACGAAAAUUUUUUUGAAGUUUCCAAGAAAAUUCUGGGAUGAUCAUGAAUAUAUUUUACACGCUUCUAAAACGCGCGGCUACUUCCCUAUACUCCAGGAUUUGGACAGACCGGGAAUGUUGCCAAGUGGGAGUGGAAUUUUACUGAUUACUGUAACUGGAGAUGAAGGAAGAAGGAUUGAGAAACAAACAGACGAGGAAACAAAAGCUGAGAUUAUGACUACAUUGAAAAAGAUUUAUGGAGAGGAAAUUCCUAAUCCAUCAGGUAUGUAAACAUGCGAGCUUUAUUUCCAGCAAAAAUGUUUGGGGAAUCUCUGAAAGCGAAAAACUGUUUUUGAAAACUGAGUAACAACUUUUUUGAAGGGGGUUUUUAUUUGUGAUUAUUUAUCACUGUUGAGUAAAGCAUCAUCAAUAACAAAGAGGAACUUUAAAAAGUUUUGCUUGCUCUCUUUACCACGCGCGCUUCUCCUCUCUGUCUCCGUCUCUCUCCUUCUCAAGAGACCUGAAUUGUUGUAUUGGCUCAACUGUUACUUGCGUCUACUCGCCUUUCAAAUUGUAUUGUACUUUCUGUUUUGUUUUAUCAGCAAUAUUUUAUCAUCGCUGGUCCAAAGAUGAGUUCGCACAAGGUUCGUAUAGUGAACCUGUGGUUGGUACAACCUCACAGGAUUUCAAAAACCUCGGGAGAAAACUGGGUCGACUGUAUUUCGCGGGAGAAGCGACCAGCGAAGAAUGGUACGGGUAUUUGCAAGGAGCUUACCUGAGUGGUAAGGAGAAAGCUCAGAUUAUCGCUGGUAAUGUUAAUGACGUGCCUCCUCUGACGGAUAGCCUACUCGAUAUUCAUGAGGAACUGUAA
Molecule: messenger RNA, 2228 nt
Organism: Pocillopora meandrina
Lineage: Eukaryota; Metazoa; Cnidaria; Anthozoa; Scleractinia; Pocilloporidae
Source: the annotation of a GenBank genome assembly